Messenger RNA from Macrobrachium nipponense, 498 nucleotides. RefSeq lists its product as uncharacterized. The coding region runs from base 1 to 498 and encodes 165 amino acids. The transcript is spliced from 3 exons. The record is from RefSeq and is a predicted model, not a curated record. Lineage: Eukaryota; Metazoa; Arthropoda; Malacostraca; Decapoda; Palaemonidae.
AUGAAGGUCUCAGAGUUGAGAAAGAGAAUAAGAACACCUCGUAGGAUAUUCUUGUUGGAAGUUAUGCCAGGAGGAGAAGGAAUUGGGGUGUUUGAGGGUCCAACAUCUUUUUGGCUAAUUAAAAACCUCACUCGUAUCUCUGGUGAUAGAUUAGAACUGAUAUCCACAGAUGUUCCAGCUAUGGUGAAGUCCAAGUCACUUCCUGUGACCUCACCCUACCUACCCUUACCUCCCCUAACUUACCUAUCUCCCUUCACCUCACUUCCCGUCCCCUCACCCUACCUCACCCCUACUCCCUUACCUCACCCUCCCUCUCCUUACCGCCCCUUAACUUACUCUACCUCCCCUGAAUUCACCCUACCUCCCUUACUCACCUCAUCUCACCCCCCACCCCCUCACCACAGCUCACCUCCCGUCCCGUCACCCUACCUCAUCCCGACCCCAUUACCUCACCCUACCUCCCUUAACCUAACCCUACCUCCUCACCUCACCCAUUGA